This is a messenger RNA of Cajanus cajan (pigeon pea), 2651 nucleotides long. RefSeq names its product mechanosensitive ion channel protein 3, chloroplastic. Gene Ontology annotation, biological process: transmembrane transport. The record is from RefSeq and is a predicted model, not a curated record. NCBI's taxonomy places the organism in Eukaryota, Viridiplantae, Streptophyta, Magnoliopsida, Fabales, Fabaceae. Gene Ontology annotation, cellular component: membrane.
ACCCGUUAAUCGGCGCAUUAGAAGAAGAAAACGCAGCCAACCGUGUUUGCCUUUUCCACGACUGCGUCCUUGAAAUACCUUACCAUCCCUCGCAGUUUUCUUUUCUUGAGGAGGGUAAACUCGUAAUGUUCGUCUCGAUUGCGUUUCUAUCCGAGCAAAAUUAUCUUCUCUUUCACCAACCUUCAAUUAAUUUCAGUUGCUUCAUUCAGGUUUUGUUUUCUAUUGACAUUUGAAACGAUUGUUGUUGUAAUUCCAUUGAGAAACCGAGGCAUUGGAUUGGAAGGGCGAACUGGUUUUCAACUGUCAACUGAUUGCAUUACGUUGUACGGCAAUUUAAAGAAUGGUCUGCUCAGGUUCAAUACGGUUGUCUCGUGACGUUAGGCUCAGCAGUGAUGCUGGAUUCUGUAGUUUCCAUCAUAAUCGGAUGGGGCCCAUGGGGGUUGGUCGAUUACAUUUGGUCACCAUAAAUCUUUCACCAUGUAGUUUGAAGCAAGACUCUUCAGCACUCCAUCUUUUAAGAAGACUACAUGCCCCAAUAAGGCAUGUGCCUUCCAGAUGUAAUGUUUUCAUAUGUCGGUCUGUCCUAAUACCAGGUGGAGGGAGUGGGACUCCACUCAUGAAAUCUGCCAGUGUUAUUUUAACAAGGUCAUACAAUGCUUUACAAGGAAACCCUGUUUUGGUUCAAUUGCUCCCAGCCCUUGGUAUCAUUGCCUUUGCUGUUUGCGGGCUUGAGCCACUCCUUCGUCUCAGCAGGAUUUUGUUCCUUCAAAGAACUGACAGUAGUUGGAAGAAAAGUAGUUCGCGAUAUAUUAUGACAUCGUAUUUUCAGCCGUUGCUGUUGUGGACUGGAGCAAUGCUCGUAUGCAGGGCAUUAGAUCCACUAGUCCUACCAUCUGAGACCAGCCAGGUUGUGAAGCAACGGCUGCUGAAUUUUGUGCGAUCGUUGUCAACAGUGAUUUCAUUUGCUUACUGUUUAUCAAGCUUAAUUCAACAAGCACAAAAAUUCUUUCUGGAGGCAAAUGACUCCAGUGGUGCAAGAAAUAUGGGCCUUGAUUUUGCUGGGAAGGCAGUAUAUACUGCUGUAUGGGUUGCUGCUGUGUCAUUGUUCAUGGAGUUGCUAGGUUUCUCCACACAGAGGUGGUUGACUGCUGGUGGUUUGGGUACCGUAUUGCUCACUCUUGCUGGUCGUGAGAUAUUUACAAACUUUCUUUCAAGCAUAAUGAUUCAUGCAACUCGUCCAUUUAUUGUAAAUGAGUGGAUUCAAACAAAGAUUGAAGGAUAUGAGGUUUCUGGCACAGUCGAGCACGUAGGCUGGUGGUCACCAACCAUUGUGAGAGGUGAUGAUCGGGAGGCAGUUCAUAUUCCUAAUCACAAGUUCACCGUAAAUGUUGUGAGAAAUUUGAGCCAGAAAUCUCAUUGGCGUAUCAAGAAUUACAUUGCUAUCAGUCACUUGGAUGUUAACAAAAUUAACAAUAUUGUAGCUGAUAUGCGCAAGGUUUUGUCAAAAAAUCCUCAAGUGGAGCAGCAAAGAUUGCAUAGAAGGGUGUUUCUGGAGAGUGUCAAUCCUGAAAAUCAGGCUCUUAUGAUAUUAAUAUCUUGCUUUGUGAAAACUUCUCAUUUUGAAGAGUACCUUUGUGUUAAGGAGGCAAUCCUUUUAGAUCUUCUCAGAGUUGUCAGUCAUCAUCGAGCCCGGCUAGCCACUCCCAUCCGCACAGUUCAGAAAAUAUACGGGGAGGCUGACUCAGAAAAUAUACCUUUUGGUGACACCGUUUUCACUCAAUCCAGAGCAGCAAAUCGCCCAUUCCUACUGAUAGAACCACCAUAUAAAGUUAAUGGUGAAGAUAAAGCUAAGCCUUCAACUCGUUCGACUCGUCCAAAUGAGGAAAAAGAUUCCAAGAUUGAAACAAUGGCAUAUGACAUCAAAGGGGAUGAGAAUUUUGCAGCGACAUCAACCUCCUCACCUGAUGCAAACUCCAAGGAUAAAUUCAAGUCAAAUUCUGAACCCCAAAUCCAGAAUACGAGUUCUGAUAGUUCAGCUGCCAAAACCAUACAGCCUAAAAAGGAAAAUGCUGGAGAUGCAGGAAAGGGAAAUACAGUUCCUGCAUCUAAAAGCCUUGCACAAAGUGCUGUACCUGAAACUUCUCCUGUUACUACCCCGGAGACCAUUUCCGCCACUUCUUCACAGUCAAAGCAAGAUGAAGAGAAAUCUUCUGUCUCAUCGUCAUCAGUCAGGCCUUCCUUGGAAGAGAACAUUCUUCUUGGGGUUGCCCUAGAAGGCUCAAAACGAACUCUUCCAAUUGAAGACGAAAUGACUCCAUCUCCUAUGCCUGCAGAGUCACAAGAAUUUGCUGUCCAAAGGAACGGGAGUGGACCUCCUGCUAGCAAGGAUAAGAAGGAUAACCAGAUGUCUUCAUUUCCAACUGGUAAGCAGAAUGACUAGAUUAGUAGCUAAAUAAGUAGAGUAGUUGAUAUUUCAGUAUAUACCUUCAGUAGAAGCUUAAAAAUGAUCCAGCUGUCUUUUUAUAAGUUGGAAUUGUGCAUUGUAUUCUCUACCUAAUUUCCCAUGUAUGUACAUAAUUAUCAAUUCAUGGUUCACAUAACUUUUCAGAAUCUCUGGAUUAUCAUAUAUACAAUCAUUUUGUAUUAUGUUC